This is a messenger RNA of Ahaetulla prasina, 6273 nucleotides long. It is a transcript of the gene SLC9A6, whose product is annotated as solute carrier family 9 member A6. The record is from RefSeq and is a predicted model, not a curated record. Gene Ontology annotation, molecular function: sodium:proton antiporter activity. Lineage: Eukaryota; Metazoa; Chordata; Lepidosauria; Squamata; Colubridae. The coding region runs from base 106 to 2127 and encodes 673 amino acids. Gene Ontology annotation, biological process: regulation of pH; proton transmembrane transport; sodium ion transport. Gene Ontology annotation, cellular component: recycling endosome; membrane. The transcript is spliced from 16 exons.
GUGGGCGGGGCGGGCGGGCGAGCGAGAGCCGGGGAUGAUGGGCGUCGCGGGUCCCGUGAGGCGCUGAACCGGGGGGCUGAGGGACGGGCGACCGCGAGCGGAGCCAUGGCGGCGCUGCUGCUGCUGGUGCUGGGCCUGGAUCCGGGCCCCGGGGCGGGCGGGCGUCGUCCGGGCGGCCUGGAGGAAGAGCUGGUGGCCGAGAAGGCGGCCGAGGCCAGUCACCGGCAGGACAGCGCCAAUUUGCUGGUCUUCAUCCUCCUGCUGACCCUCACCAUCCUCACCAUCUGGCUCUUCAAGCACCGCCGCGCCCGCUUCCUGCACGAGACCGGGCUGGCCAUGAUCUAUGGAGUUCUGGUGGGAGUCAUCCUUCGCUAUGGCAUCCACAUCCCCAGUGAUAUCAACAACGUGACCCUAAGCUGCCCAAUGCAAACGAGCCCAGCUACUCUGCUGGUCAACCUGAGUGGGAAGUUUUAUGAGUAUACCCUGAAGGGGGAAAUCGGCUCCCACGAACUCAAUAAUGUUCAGGAUAAUGAGAUGCUGCGGAAGGUAACUUUUGAUCCUGAAGUGUUCUUCAAUAUCUUGCUCCCUCCAAUUAUAUUUUAUGCUGGAUAUAGCUUAAAACGGCGUCACUUCUUCCGAAACCUUGGAUCCAUUUUAGCAUAUGCAUUUCUUGGAACAGCAAUUUCCUGUUUUAUGAUAGGAUCCAUCAUGUAUGGCUGUGUCGCGCUGAUGAAAGUGAUGGGGCAGCUUGGAGGAGACUUCUAUUUCACCGACUGCCUGUUUUUUGGUGCCAUCGCCUCCGCUACGGAUCCUGUGACGGUCCUCGCCAUAUUCCAUGAACUUCAAGUGGAUGUCGAGCUCUACGCCCUUCUCUUUGGAGAGAGUGUCCUCAACGAUGCAGUGGCCAUUGUGCUGUCUUCUUCGAUCGUUGCUUACCAGCCCGCAGGAGACAACAGCCACACGUUUGAUGUGACCGCCAUGUUCAAAUCCAUCGGGAUUUUCCUUGGGAUUUUCAGCGGAUCGUUUGCCAUGGGGGCUGCCACCGGUGUCGUCACUGCUCUGGUCACCAAGUUUACCAAACUUCACGAGUUCCACCUGCUGGAAACCGGUUUGUUUUUCCUGAUGUCCUGGAGUACGUUCCUGUUGGCCGAGGCGUGUGGUUUCACCGGUGUGGUGGCCGUUUUAUUCUGUGGCAUCACUCAAGCUCACUAUACCUACAACAACUUGUCCACAGAAUCACAGCACAGGACAAAACAGUUGUUUGAGCUUCUCAACUUCUUGGCGGAGAAUUUCAUCUUCUCCUACAUGGGGCUCACGCUCUUCACCUUCCAGAGCCACGUCUUUAAUCCAACCUUCGUGGUUGGGGCUUUUCUGGCGGUAUUCCUGGGAAGAGCAGCAAACAUUUAUCCCCUCUCUUUCCUUCUUAACCUGGGGAGGCGAAACAAGAUUGGAACAAACUUUCAACACAUGAUGAUGUUUGCUGGCCUGCGGGGAGCCAUGGCGUUUGCCUUGGCCAUCCGGGACACAGCCACCUAUGCGCGGCAAGUGAUGUUCAGUACGACUCUGCUGAUCGUCUUUUUCACCGUCUGGGUCUUCGGUGGUGGCACCACCACGAUGCUCUCGUGCCUGCACAUUCGGGUUGGUGUCGAUGCUGACCAAGACAAUGUGGGCGGGCCAGAAAUCGAGGGGCGAAGCACCAGAGCCGAGAGCGCCUGGCUGUUCCGAGUCUGGUACAACUUCGACCAUAACUAUUUAAAACCUCUCUUGACGCACAGCGGUCCCCCCCUCACCACCACGCUCCCCAGCUGCUGCGGACCGCUUGCAAGGUGUUUGACGAGUCCGCAGGCUUACGAGAAUCAAGAGCAGCUGAAGGACGACGACUCCGAUCUGAUUCUGAAUGACGGAGACAUCAGUCUGACUUACGGGGAUUCCAGCGGGAACUCCGAUUCGUUGCCAUCAGGUGCCUCCAGGCGGGUGGCUGGAAACGGUUCCGAGGACACCCUGGACCAGGAGCUGAGCUUCGGAGACCACGAACUGGUCAUCCGGGGCACACGCCUCGUUCUCCCCAUGGACGACUCCGAGCCUCCUUCCGGCGUGGUGGACAAUGCUCGCCACGGCCCAGCCUAAGAUCGGUUUCUUGAGACGACGGAGAGUCCGAGAAAGAGGAACCACAGGAACAAACAACGACUAAAAUAUCCACGGAUGAUGGUGACGAAAACCUGGCUAUCGAUGACCCCAAAACCUACCGCACGUCUCAGAACGUGUGAGCUGUAUAAAUAUGAUUUAUUGAUAAGGUGUCAGGAGGAGCACCCGCUAUCUGUGCAAGGCAGUUCUAGGGGAGCGAGCAGUUGAUUUUGUACGCUUAGAAAACGACUCUGGGAAAUCGAUGGGACUUGCACCAAAUAGCGGCCGAACUGUUUCAGAUACAGUUGGGAACGGAGAGCAGCUUUGCAACAACCCUUCCGGUUCUAUACAAUGAUGUGUUGUUGUCGUUUUUGGGUUGGGUUUUGACCAUCCAAUGCCCGUUUUGCUGAUGUCAGGAAAGGAAGGAAGGAGGGGCGAAGAUUGAGCAGUGGGGAACUUUAGACGAGGUGGCCAAGCCGCAGUUAGGCAGAAGAUCUAAGAAAAACUGAAGGGGGUUUGCUUGAAGUCUUUAUUUUGAAGAGCAUCUUUUGGAUGUUGGGACGGAGUUGGAGAGAGUUGUCCAGAGAGUUGCUUCUGUUUUGGCCACAUUGAAGGGAGAAUCCAGCCAGAUGUUGGAUGCUGUGGACAUAACAAGCUUCUAACUUGGCAAGUUGCGUGUGUGUUUGUGUUGACAGGAACAACCUCCUUGGUUGUCCCGAUGGGCCAGAAGGUUAUCCUCUGGACACUGAAGGUGGAUCAUUUUAUCAUUGUUUGGCUUUUAAUUUUUCUCUCGCCUUAUCCCAUCGCAUUCGGUGAGGUACCGAAUGACGGAGUACCGAAACAGCUACCGUUUAUGUUAUUUUCAUGCAGGGAAUUAGCACACUGCUUCCACAGCAGGUUGGAAGCGCCCAGAAACGUCCGCUUUCGUUUUGAGCUUUCUCUUCUAGUGGCUGGGCCCUGGGGGUGGGGUGGGGGGCUGCAGUUUUUUUUUAAAAAAUGGGUGCACAUCUGCAAACACACAAAAAGAAACAGCUGGAACAGUAGCUCUUGGGACUGUUCAAAAAAACGCAGGUAGAGAUUUUACAGGGUUUUUCGGGUUUUUUUUUUAAAGAUACUUGGAACAUCCGUCCAUUUGUAUAGUUGCACUGUUUCGUAUUGGUUGCACGAUAUUGUGUGUGUGUGUGUGUGUGUGUGUGUGUGCGUGCGUGUGUCUAUAACGGGGGGGGGAGAAAGAUUUUUGUCUCAUCGUUUACAAUUCAGUGAGAAAAAUGCCGAUAAGGCCUAUUUCUUGGCGUUUUUUGUUUUUCUUUGCCUACGAAAGAGCUCAGAACAACCUGCCGAUUUUUACUUUCAGUUUAUUCAUAUAUAUUUUUUUCCUUCUAACUUUCUGUUUCAGUCGUUUUGAAGAUUUUCAUUGCAUCUUUUCCAGGCACACUGGCAGAUCUGGUAACUGUUGCCGACUGAACCUCAUUGCUUUCUUCUUAAGCAGAAAACACACAGACCCAACUCUUACGUUAGAAUUUCGAAAUAAGAUUUUUAAUGCCCUGUUUCAUUCUACUAACUACUACUAGCUACUAACGGUCCCUGCUUUCUAAUCCCGUUUUAAAAAUGGGUUUUGUUUUGAUCCCUCUUAGAUUAGCACAUGACCUGCGAGCAGCAGUAUAGUUUCCCUUUGGCUCCUCAUUCAGUCAAUCACCAGAGAAAUUUCUCAUCCUAAAAUAAACGUUGCACAGCUAGGCAUGCUUUCCUCUAACCCAAGGAGGAAAAACACGCUCCAAAAAUUGUGGAAUGUUGUGACCAUUUUGUGCCCUGGAAGCAGGCUGGGUGGCUGUAGACAUCCUGCAUUUCAGCAUAUUAAGUAUAACUUUGCAUGUGUGGGCUUUUAUUUUAUAAGUAUAUAUAGAUAUAUAUUUCAUUUUCUUUAACGAGAACAUUUGGGCUGAGAUUUAUGGAACAAAAAAACCAUGCUUCAUCCUUUUAAAAACCUUAAAAGAUCGAUUGUGACCCCAAAUCCUUCUUCCGGUCCAGCAAGAAAUCAACUCCUUCCGCCAUGAAAACAGGUUGUUUUUCAUUGUCCAAAACUGCCAGGUCUGAAUUAACUUUCUUCAGGUCUCCUUCAGAACAAUUUUGGGGACCUUGCCUGUUCCUUUCCUCUUAGUUCCAUUCGGCUUUCAUCAGGUCCCACCCACCUUUUUCAAGAGUCGCCCCAAUUCUGUAGUGACCCCCCCUUUCUUGAGAAGUAUAAAGCUUCACUGCACUGGAAAAUAAGUUUUUUUUUCCCCUUCUCUCUUUUAGGUCUUUUAUUAUUUUAUUUUUUUUCCUGCUAUGCAGGAACGUCAUCCAUAUAUGUGAAUGCAUGUUGUGCUCCUAUAUAAUGUCUGUAUCUUAAUGUCCGAUGUUAAAUUAAUAGUAAUAAUAAUAGUACUAUUGCUAAUAGUAAUAAUAAUAUGAGAAAUGUUCAUGUGAUAACUCUUCGGUUUCAAAUGUUUCUAAGCAACAGCUAAUGACUUGUGUAGCCUGAUUAGUCACGCAGUUUGCAGACUUCUGUAUCAGAAAAUGUAGAAUUUUGUCAAGGAGACAUAUUUGUCUGAAACAGUAGAUUCCCUUUUUUGCUCCGUCUUCCCCAAUUUGGAAGAUUUGCACACUCCUCUACCACUUAAAUUUAUUUUUUUGUAAAUCAUGACUUAAGACACCUUGCGUCCUCCAGAUGUUGUGGAACUACAGUUCCCAGCAGCCUCAAAUGCCUCGGCCAAGAGGGUGGGCAUGCUGGGAAUUAAGAGUCUGCCAACAUCUGCAAGGUUGAAGGUCGUGCCCUUCCUGUUAACGUGUACUUCAACACCUGGAAGGCCCCAUUUUGUCCUGCUUGAUUGAGGCCUUUGCCCAGACCGAAAGUAAAACACGAUCCUUUGCAAUUUUAGGUUGUGUGUCUAAAUUUGAUGUCUAUCGGCAUGUAAUAAAUUAAAAGUGGGGCUGACAAGUUUAGGGAGAUCCUAGAUCCCAAGGGAAUCCACAUUCUUUCGGUUCUGCUUUGCUGCCUUUAAACUGGACAAAAGAGGGAACUGUCUCCAUGCCUAACUCCUUGGUUGUGCCUCCUUUAUCCUCAAGUGCAGUUGUGCAGUGCCAGACUAUUCCCAUAAGCACAUUUUCUUAUUUAUUUAAAGCAGAAACUUGUUAAACCUGCGUUGAAGAGGGAGGACUUGUGAUGUACCCGUAGGUUGCAGUGCCUUUCGGUUAGAAACCUGGCAGAGACCUCUUGGUUUCAAAAGACAAGGCGAUAGUUCCUGGUGGUCCGUUGCAACAUCUUCUUGAGAAGGUGUCCUCCUAACGGGAACUCCUUGAAUGCAUUUCUUUCCUGAAACUUACAUUUAAGAAUGUAGGGUUGUUACAAGUUCCUUUGGGGAAAAGCAACCCCGAUCUUCAGACAAACCCACCAAUCCUCUUGAGGCUGAAAUCCUGCAUCUUUGAGAAUUUCUUUUUCUAAACGUAAUAAUAAUACACUUCCUAGUUUUUUGUGCAGAUUUGCUGUUAAGACAUAAUAAUAAUAACUGCCACACCAUUCCAGACUGUGAUAGUUUUCAACUGCUGAUUGAGUUAAUACUCUCCUGUUGGGAGGUAGAUCCCAGGUUUUAUGGCCAGUGAGUGAUCGGGAUCCCUUCAACGCUGGAACCUUCAGAUCCCCACUGUGGUUCCUCCAAGAUUAACCACGAUCUGCCACAAAUUGAACAUUUGCGUUGAUAAGCGUUGUGUUUCUUUCUUUCUUUGAUGCUGCCAGAAAAUUAAUUCCCUUCUGCUUAAUUUUUCCGGGGCGCCCUGUUCUUAACACGACCUCAAAAACGGCAGUGGGGAUUUAUAAGUUUGUGACUCCAGCUGUGGGUUUAAAAUCCAUUGCCCUCAAAAUACGCUUUUCCCCCCCUGUAAAGAUUCAAUUUCUGCAUCGGUGACAUUGUAUGUUCAAGUUCUCGUGUUCUCUACUUAACUGUUGAAUUGUCUCUUUUUAUGAUAUUAACUGCUGUAGUUGUGGCAUUCUUGUAACGAUAACCCUCCAGCAUAAUAAUUGCACCUUUCUUUUCGGUUGAUGAUAACUCAAAUCUUUUAUUGUUACUCGCACUGUGAAAGAAAUCAUGGGCCUAUAAAAUAAGUUUCUUCGAA